Botrytis sinoallii is the source of this 1131-nucleotide messenger RNA. RefSeq lists its product as uncharacterized. The coding region runs from base 1 to 1131 and encodes 376 amino acids. The record is from RefSeq and is a predicted model, not a curated record. Gene Ontology annotation, molecular function: D-arabinose 1-dehydrogenase [NAD(P)+] activity. Gene Ontology annotation, cellular component: cytosol. Lineage: Eukaryota; Fungi; Ascomycota; Leotiomycetes; Helotiales; Sclerotiniaceae. The transcript is spliced from 2 exons. Gene Ontology annotation, biological process: dehydro-D-arabinono-1,4-lactone biosynthetic process.
AUGACAACUCGCCCACCACUUUCAACUCUUCUUCCACCUCUCAUCUGCGGCACCGGAACUUUCAAUAUUCAAUAUAAUGCCGAUCCCUUCGCACUCCCUGCAAAUGCUAUUGUGCAGAGAGCAUUAGAAUCGGGCGUAAAUGCCUUCGAUACAUCUCCAUACUAUGGUCCCUCUGAAGAAAUUCUAGGUCGCGCCCUCCAACAACCACAAAUCCUCGCCAAUCACCCCCGCUCUAGCUAUUACCUCAUAACAAAAUGCGGUCGCAUCGCCGCUUCUGAAUUCGACUACUCUCCCGCAUGGAUCAAAUAUUCCAUUUCCCGCUCUCUCGCCCGUCUCCACACAUCCUACCUCGAUGUUGUCUAUCUCCACGACGUCGAAUUUGUUUCUCCCUCGGAAGUCCUCGAGGCCAUAAACUGUCUGCGCGAGCUCCAGGCUCAAGGCAUAAUCCACUACAUUGGAGUAUCAGGAUAUCCCGUCCCGCUUCUCUGUUCCACCGCCGAAAUGGUUUUGCGCGAGACGGGUAAACCUCUCGAUUGCGUCAUGAGCUAUGCAAACUUCACGCUCCAGAAUCACUCUCUAUAUACUAGCGGGCUUGCGCGUCUCCGCAAAGCAGGCGUGGAUUGUGUGCCCAGUGCUUCGGUUCUGGGCAUGGGGCUUCUACGCAGCUCCGGGGUCCCAGUGCCCGGGAAGGAGGAUUGGCAUCCCGCGCCCAAGGAGCUCCGUUCUCGAGUUCAGAAGGCGGCGCGAUGGGUAGAGGAACGAGGGGAGCGAUUAGAAGUGGUGGCUAUACGGUGGGGUCUUGAACGCUGGGCUCUCGAUGGUAAAGUCGGCUCGGAACCUAUCGGGGUAUCCCUCAUGGGUGUGAGUAAUAUAGGAGAGUUUGAGGAGACUCUACGAGUGUGGAACAGUAUCUUGGACGGGAUCGAUAUACCCGGACGAAAAGUCACGGAAGCGGAAAAGCAAUGGAGUUUGAAGAGGAGAGAAGAGACGGAAGCGUUAGCGAAAGGGGUUAGGGAGAUCCUUGGGGAGUAUCGCGAUUUCGCAUGGGCAAGUCCUGAUGAAGGGUUUGUGAAUAUGAGGGUGGUCAAGGGGGUUGUGGAUGAAGUUGCUCCGAUGCUGCCGGCAGAGUAG